AUGCCAGACCUUACCUCAGCUUCUCAACCCAAUCUGGUCGCGUCGGACGCUCCAUCUAGGAUGAUUGGAUGUGUAUGUGAACCCGAAGCAGAUGCAAUCAAUUGGAUGGAGCUGAAGAAGGGCGAUCCGGUACAGUGCUACUGUGGUCACUGGUUUCAACUAGUCACCUAUGAGGAGUAUUUUGAACGUAAAGGGUUUUAA
Molecule: messenger RNA, 201 nt
Organism: Echinostoma caproni
Lineage: Eukaryota; Metazoa; Platyhelminthes; Trematoda; Plagiorchiida; Echinostomatidae
Source: the annotation of a GenBank genome assembly